AUGGGUCUAGACUCUAGAUUAAUGGAUGAAUACGAAAGAGAGCUUGUGGAUCUUUCCAACAUUGUUGAUGUUAAUGAGCUCGAUGACUACAAGAUCACCAUAGGAAGCAACAAAUCCAUGGAGAUAUAUCAUAACACAAGUGAUUUGAGAAAAGCGAUAGGAUAUACAUACCUAGCUUCAAGUUACCUCAGGUUAUUCAAAGAAUCAGCAGAAAACUACACCAAAAAAGGUAAUUUUCUUAAAGAGAAAUUCAGCGAUUUCUACUCAUUUGAAGGGAAUUGGAGAUGUUUGGAAAUAGUUCCUCUCUUCAAAUCGACAUUGUAUGUGAUUCUCUACGCCUCUUGUAAAAACACUAAUGGAGAAAGUUUGAAGGGGUUUUUGUAUAAGACACAUCUCAAGUAUACGGGUCUCAAAUCAUAUUUGAUGUUCCUAAAAUGUAUGGAGUCUCUACAUAUCAACAACAAAGACCUUUUGAAUCUCAUGUAUGCUCCGAUGUUUAAGCAUCAAUUGAAGGGAAUUGGAGAUCUUAUGGUUAUGGAUCAUAUGAAGGGAAAUUAUGCGUUAAAGAUGUGGAAAUUUGGAAGAAUUUUUUAG
Lactuca saligna is the source of this 594-nucleotide messenger RNA. Lineage: Eukaryota; Viridiplantae; Streptophyta; Magnoliopsida; Asterales; Asteraceae. The record is from the annotation of a GenBank genome assembly.